AUGAUGCUCCUACUCCUCUUCUUCCUCUUGUUUCCAGGUCACUUUCCGGCAGGGGAACGUUGCAAUCCAGAAGAUAAAGCUGCCCUUCUAGAAUUCAAAAAUAGUCUCUCAAAUCCAGAUCUCUUGCCUUCAUGGGACCCUAACAGUGAUUGCUGUGGUUGGUAUGUAGUUGAAUGUGAUGAAACCACCAACUUUGUCACUAGCCUCACAAUCCUCGGUUCUCUCUCCGGCACCAUUCCUCCGGCGAUCGCCAAAAUGACCCACCUCCAAUUCCUCCGGUUCCACAAGAACCCUCUCCUCGUCGGAGAAAUCCCGCCGGCCAUCGGAGAAUUAUCACAGCUCGAUUUCCUUGAAAUUAGCUGGAGCAAUCUCUCAGGCCCCAUUCCCCAUUUCCUAGCAUACCUCAAAAAACUUAGAUUCCUCGACCUCUCCUUCAACAAACUCUUCGGCUCAAUCCCACCAUCGCUUUCCACACUGCCAAUCAUUUUCUCCAUUGAUCUUAGCCGGAACAGGCUCACCGGGCCGGUCCCGGAAUCUUUUGGACACUUUCCAGAUUCAGGCACAACACUAGCACUUGACCUAUCACAUAACAAUCUCUCCGGUGAAAUUCCACCUUCUUUAGCCAACGUAAACUUUUCUAGAAUCAAUCUUUCGAGGAAUAAUUUUUCGGGCGAUGGGUCUAUGCUUUUUGGCGCGAAUAAGGCCACCGUUAUUCUUGUGAUAUCGAGAAAUAAUUUCGAGUUCGAUUUCUCGAAAGUGAGGUUUAUGAAGCCAUUGGUAACGCUGGAUAUAUCCCAUAAUAUGAUUUAUGGGAGGAUUCCGACCCAGAUCACUGAAUCCAUUCUUUUGCAGGAAUUGAAUGUUACUUAUAACAGAUUGUGUGGGGAGAUACCCACCGGCUGGAAAUUGAAGUAUCGGCAGGAGGGUUUCGAUAAUUCGUCGUUCUUUCGCAACCGUUGUUUGUGUGGGAUGCCACUGAAUCCAUGUAAACCGUGA
Molecule: messenger RNA, 996 nt
Organism: Ilex paraguariensis (yerba mate)
Lineage: Eukaryota; Viridiplantae; Streptophyta; Magnoliopsida; Aquifoliales; Aquifoliaceae
Source: the annotation of a GenBank genome assembly